UGCUGUAGUUGAGCUGGAUCUUUCGAAAAUAGUCUCUCUGCCUCAUUGAGGUAGUGGUAAAGUCUGUGUACACUCUAUCAUACCCAGACCUCACUUGUGCGAUUUUACUUCUUGUGCUUCUACUCUGCUGGUGUACCUGGAUUUGCUGCACUUGAGCAGAGGAUCUUUCGGAACAACCUCUCUACCCCACCGAGGUAGUGGUAAGGUAACCGAUAAGGAUUAGAAAAACAUGAAGCACAAAGAUGGAAAACCUGCUCAAUCGGAGAAAAGUUCAUGGAAAGUUCCGAUGGCAUUAACGGUUGUGGUGUUGUGUGGGCUUUCUUUCUACCUUGGAGGUAUUUUUUGCUCUGAAAAGGAGAGAUAUGUAGUUAAGGAUGUUAACAAGGCAGUUGACACUCCCACGGGAACCGCUACUGGACCCAUCCAGAUCAAAGCCGUUUCAUUUCCGGAAUGCAGUGCUGAGUAUCGGGAUUAUACUCCAUGCACAGAUCCAAAGAGAUGGCACAAGUAUGGUCGCCAUCGUCUUGCUUUCUUGGAACGGCAUUGCCCUCCUAGUUUCGAACGGCAGGAAUGCUUGGUACCCCCACCAGACGGCUAUAAAUCUCCUAUUAGAUGGCCAAAGAGCAAAAAUGAAUGUUGGUAUAGGAAUGUUCCAUAUGAUUGGAUUAACAAGCAAAAGUCCAAUCAACAUUGGCUUAAAAAAGAAGGGGAGAAGUUUCUCUUUCCUGGUGGUGGUACAAUGUUUCCUAAUGGAGUUGGUGCCUAUGUUGAUUUGAUGCAAGAUUUGAUUCCGCAAAUGAAAGAUGGGACAAUCCGAACUGCCAUUGAUACUGGAUGUGGGGUGGCAAGCUGGGGAGGUGACUUACUAGAUCGUGGAAUUUUGACCGUCUCUCUUGCCCCAAGGGACAAUCACCAGGCUCAGGUUCAGUUUGCUCUGGAGCGUGGAAUUCCUGCAAUUCUCGGCAUCAUUGCUACACAACGUCUUCCUUUCCCUUCGAAUUCUUUUGAUAUGGCUCAUUGUUCAAGAUGCCUAAUUCCAUGGACUGAGUUCGGUGGAGUUUACCUUCUUGAGGUACAUCGCAUACUCCGUCCUGGUGGUUUUUGGGUCCUCUCUGGCCCUCCAGUGAACUAUCAACGUCGUUGGAGAGGAUGGAAUACUACCAUAGAGGAGCAAAAAUCAGACUACGAUAAGUUGCAAGAACUGCUAACUUCAAUGUGCUUCAAAUUAUUCAACAAGAAGGACGACAUAGCUGUGUGGCAGAAGUUGUCCGACAAUAGCUGCUAUAAGAAGCUCGAUAAUCCCGACAGCUAUCCUUCAAAAUGUGAUGACGGUACUGAACCUGAUUCAGCGUGGUACACCCCUCUUCGGCCUUGUGUGGUUGUGCCAAAUCCAGCUGCNAAGAAACUUAAGUUGGAUGCCCUCCCAAAGUGGCCAGAAAGAUUGCACGUUGCUCCGGAACGCAUUUCUGAUCUUCGCGGAGGUAGUGCUGGUGCCUUCAAGCAUGACGACGGUAAAUGGAAGGCCCGGAUGAAGCACUACAAGAAGUUGCUCCCUGCAAUUGGUACUGACAAGAUCAGAAAUGUAAUGGAUAUGAACACCUUGUAUGGCGGUUUUGCUGCUGCUGUGAUUGAUGAUCCGUUAUGGGUUAUGAAUGUGGUUUCAUCUUACGCUCCAAAUACACUUCCCGUGGUCUUAUCGGAACACUUCAUGACUGGUAAUUACGAUUUAUAUGCAAAAAAAAACUCACGCCUCAACUACUGUCAUCACUCUUUUUGGUUGUGCUCGGUGAUGUCUUCGCUUAAUUGUUAA
Capsicum annuum is the source of this 1810-nucleotide messenger RNA. Its product is annotated as probable methyltransferase PMT21. Bases 230 to 1810 code for a protein of 526 amino acids. NCBI's taxonomy places the organism in Eukaryota, Viridiplantae, Streptophyta, Magnoliopsida, Solanales, Solanaceae. Gene Ontology annotation, molecular function: methyltransferase activity. The transcript is spliced from 7 exons. Gene Ontology annotation, cellular component: endosome; trans-Golgi network; cytoplasm. The record is from RefSeq and is a predicted model, not a curated record.